Triticum turgidum subsp. durum (durum wheat) is the source of this 1701-nucleotide messenger RNA. Lineage: Eukaryota; Viridiplantae; Streptophyta; Magnoliopsida; Poales; Poaceae. The record is from the annotation of a GenBank genome assembly.
AUGGGCUGCGUCCACGGCCGCCCCUCCGCCGUUCCUACUCCCGACCGCCCGCCUCCCGAGCCGAAGCCCGAGCAGGCGCCGCCGCAAGAGGGCGACAAGUUCCCGGCCACGGCCGAGAAGCCCGCCAGGAAGGAGAGGCGGUCCCGGUCGUCGCGCUCGGUGGCCGAGGCCCGUCUCGGCGGCAGCUUUGCCAACAGGGCACGCGGGGAGCAGGUCGCCGCCGGCUGGCCCGCCUGGCUCUCCGCCGUCGCGGGCGAGGCCAUCGACGGCUGGACCCCGCGUCGCGCCGACUCUUUCGAGAAGAUCGACAAGGUACGCGCGCCCCUUCCCCAGGCCUUUUGUGGGCAGAUCGGCCAGGGCACGUACAGCAAUGUGUACAAGGCGCGGGAUACCGUGAGCGGCAAGAUCGUGGCGCUCAAGAAGGUGCGCUUCGACAACCUCGAGCCCGAGAGCGUUCGCUUCAUGGCCCGCGAGAUCCUCAUCCUCCGCCGCCUCGACCACCCCAGCGUCAUCAAGAUCGAUGGCCUCGUCACCUCUCGCAUGUCCUGCAGCCUCUACCUCGUCUUCGAGUACAUGGAGCACGACCUCGCCGGGCUGGUCGCCAGCCCGGAUAUUAAAUUCACCGAGCCACAGGUUAAGUGCUAUAUGAACCAGCUGUUGUCGGGGCUGGAGCACUGCCAUGACCGCGGGGUGUUGCACCGUGAUAUUAAGGGGUCGAAUCUGCUUUUGGAUAACAAUGGCAUGUUGAAGAUUGCAGAUUUUGGUCUGGCGUCAUUCUUUGAUCCAAGCCGUAAGCAACCAAUGACAAGCAGGGUUGUGACACUAUGGUACCGCCCACCAGAGUUACUUUUGGGCGCGACCGAUUAUGGGGUGGGCGUGGACCUAUGGAGCGCGGGAUGUAUACUCGCGGAGUUGUUGGCUGGGAGGCCUAUUAUGCCAGGCCGAACCGAGGUGGAACAGCUGCACAAAAUUUUUAAGCUGUGUGGCUCCCCCACAGAAGAAUAUUGGAAAAAGUCGAAGUUGCCUCAUGCAACGAUAUUUAAGCCUCAGCAGCCAUACAAAAGACGAAUAACGGAUACAUUCAAAGAUUUUCCACAAUCCGCACUGCGGUUGAUUGAAACACUGCUUGCAAUUGAUCCGGCUGAUCGUUUGACAGCGUCCUCUGCAUUAAGAAGUGAUUUCUUUACCACUGAACCUUAUGCAUGCGAACCAUCGAGUCUCCCAAAAUAUCCCCCAAGCAAAGAAAUGGAUGCAAAGCGAAGAGAUGAAGAAGCCAGACGUUCAAGAGCUGCUGGUGGUAGACCUAAUGGUGAUGGAGCUAGCAAGGCAAGGACACGUGACCGGCCCAGGGGAGCUCCAGCUCCAGAGGCAAAUGCCGAGCUUCAAGUAAAUAUUGAUAAAAGGAGGAUAGUAAGUCAUGCAAAUGCGAAAAGCAAGAGUGAAAAGUUUCCUCCCCCGCAUCAGGAUGGUGCAGUUGGUUUCCCUUUGGGUUCUUCAAAUCAAAUGGACCCACUGUAUGAACCCCCAGACCCAACUUCCUUCAGCACUGUGUUUUCUCAUGAGAAAAGCUCCGUGCCUACUUGGUCUGGACCAUUGGUCAAUUCUUCCGCAGUUGGGAACCAAAAGCGGAAACACAAGUCCAGCCGCUCAUCAAAACAACCGUCCACUGCCCGUGCUCGACUGGGGAAGGAACUCAAGUAG